This is a messenger RNA of Meriones unguiculatus (Mongolian gerbil), 1137 nucleotides long. Its product is annotated as zinc finger protein ZFP2-like. The record is from RefSeq and is a predicted model, not a curated record. Lineage: Eukaryota; Metazoa; Chordata; Mammalia; Rodentia; Muridae.
CUCCUAAGACAUAAAAGAACUCACACUGGAGAAAAACCCUAUGAAUGUAACCAGUGUGGUAAAGCCUUUGCAUGUAACCGUGAUCUCCUAAGACAUAAAAGAACUCACACUGGAGAAAAACCCUAUGAAUGUAACCAGUGUGGUAAAGCCUUUGCAUGUAACCGUGAUCUCCUAAGACAUAAAAGAACUCACACUGGAGAAAAACCCUAUGAAUGUAACCAGUGUGGUAAAGCCUUUGCAUACAACAAUGUUCUCCUAAUACAUAAAAAGAAUCACACUGGAGAAAAACUUUAUGAAUGUUACCAAUGUGGUAAAGCCUUUGCACAGAGGUGUACUCUCCUAGUACAUAGCAGAACUCAUACUGGAGAAAAACCCUAUGAAUGUAACCAGUGUGGUAAAGUCUUUUCAUAUAACCAUAAUCUCCUACUUCAUAAAAGAACUCACACUGGAGAGAAACCCUAUGAAUGUAACCAGUGUGGUAAAGCCUUUGCAUACAACCAUGUUCUCCUAAUUCAUAAGAAAGCUCACACGGGAGAGAAACGUUAUGAAUGUAACCAAUGUGGUAAAGCCUUUGCACAGAACAGUCAUCUCCUAAGACAUAAAAGAACUCACACUGGAGAAAAACCUUAUGAAUGCAACCAAUGUGGUAAAGCCUUUGCGUCUAACAGUGAUCUCCUAAUGCAUAAAAGAACUCACACGGGAGAGAAAAGUUAUGAAUGUAAUCAAUGUGGUAAAGCCUUUGCAUGUAAAAGUAAUCUCUUAAGACAUAAAAGAACUCACACUGGAGAAAAAACUUAUGAAUGUAACCAAUGUGGUAAAGCCUUUGCAGAUAACAGUGAUUUCCUAAGACAUAAAGGAACUCACGCUGGAGUAAAACCUUAUGAAUGUAACCAAUGUGGUAAAGCCUUUGCACAAAGGUGUACUCUCCUCGUACAUAACAGAACACACACUGGAGAAAACCCCUAUGAAUGUAACCAGUGUGGUAAAGCCUUUGCAGAUAACAGUAAUCUCCUAGUACAUGUAAGAACUCACACUGGACAGAAACCUUAUGAAUGUAACCAAUGUGGUAAAGCCUUUGCAUAUAACAGUGCUCUCCUAAGACAUAAAAGAACUCACACUGGAGAGAAAAUGUCAUAA